GAAACGACCCCCCAAAGCAGCAAAAAAGCUCGACCUUGCUUCUCCCCCUCCUCGUCGCCCAUCGAUCUUCCUCCGAUCCUACUAGAAGCACCAGGAAGCCAUGAGCCAGCCCGAAUCGGAUCCGGCUCACCCGCCGAAACCCUCCCCCGGCCCCGAUCCCAACCGCGGAGGCCCCCACACCUCCGAUUACGCGCCCUACCCCAAGCUCGAUCCCGACGAUGUCGCCCCCCCUCCUCAUCCUCCUCCCCCUGUCCCCGGCGAGGCCCCCCGUGCUCCGAUCUCCGGCAGCGCCGCCACCUCCAUGCCGACGGAGUCCAAUCCCUACGUCGCUCCCGCUUCCGCUCCAGCUCCGCAAUCGUCUGUUAAGAAUACGAUGGAUACGGUGAAGGAUGCGCUUGGGAGAUGGGGAAAGAGGGCCGCCGAGGCGACCAAGAAGGCCGAGGAUCUCGCCGGAAACAUGUGGCAGCACUUGAAAACAGGCCCCAGCUUUGCUGAUGCUGCUGUCAGCAGAAUUGCUCAGGGAACAAAAGUUCUGGCAGAAGGCGGUUAUGAGAAGAUUUUCCGGGCUACUUUUGAAACUGUUCCUGAGGAGCAGCUUCUGAAGUCAUUUGCAUGUUAUUUGUCCACGUCUGCUGGUCCAGUUAUGGGCACUCUAUACUUGUCUUCGGCAAAGCUUGCGUUUUGUAGUGACAAUCCUCUUUCCUACAAAUCUGGUGAUCAGACUGAAUAUAGUUACUAUAAGGUGGUUAUUCCGUUGCAUCAACUGAAGGCAGUCAACCCGUCAACAAGCAGGGUCAAUACGGCUGAAAAGUACAUCCAGGUUAUUUCUGUGGACAAUCAUGAAUUCUGGUUCAUGGGCUUCGUUCAGUAUGAUAGUGCGGUGAAAAAUCUUCAAGCAGCAGUACAGCCCAAUAGCUUGCAUACUGUGUAGCUGAUAUAUAUAUUUGUGGCCUGUGGUUCACCGUGCUCCAAGAGUUGUACGCAGACUGUGUCCUGCACGAUGCGAUAUCUCGAAACCAGAUACAUUUUGUGAUGUGCUCUGCUCUGAUUGGUUAAAAUUGUAAUGUUUUGUCAUUCGGAUAUGUAUAUUGUAAGAUUUGUCUGUCCUAUAGAUGUUUUGAACCGAGGUUAAACUUGAAUUUGGAAAUUUCAACUUGGUAGAUGGUGAUGCAAUUCCUUGUUGAGAAGGAGGUGCCUCUUGUUUGUUCUUUGAUUGUAAGAUGAUUCUUCUCUCCAUUCCUUUGAAAUAUUAAAUAACGCAAUCUUAAGUAUUUAACUUU
Molecule: messenger RNA, 1280 nt
Organism: Rhodamnia argentea
Lineage: Eukaryota; Viridiplantae; Streptophyta; Magnoliopsida; Myrtales; Myrtaceae
Product: GEM-like protein 1
Source: RefSeq, a predicted model, not a curated record